Messenger RNA from Trypanosoma conorhini, 546 nucleotides. RefSeq names its product myosin light chain kinase. The transcript has a single exon. The annotation marks the transcript as partial. The record is from RefSeq and is a predicted model, not a curated record. Lineage: Eukaryota; Euglenozoa; Kinetoplastea; Trypanosomatida; Trypanosomatidae.
AAGGUGCAUGAAGUCGAUUUUGGAAAGGCCCUCCAGCAUGCUGCCGGCUGGCGAUUGCAGGACUGCUGCACGUGCCGCUGUGGCCUUGUCUGCCGCCACAUCCAGAGCGUGCACGAGUACCUGUUUGUUGGCAGGCGCAGCAUGGACGUCUACCCCUUUUUGGACGAGCUCGCGCUUCUUCGUCGGGAGGCGGAGCUCGAUCUUGAGGAGGCACCAAACCGCAAGGACGCUCAUGAGCGCCUCGUUAAAGUGUCCCGCGCGAUGGAUGCCGCGCAGGCGUUUUCGCUUGCAUUUGCAGCCGCAACAAGCGAUCAGCGCAAGCCGAAUUUUAUGCUUGCACUGGCAGAGACGCCAAACGAAACAGCGAGCCCGGCACACGCUUCGCCCCACAAGUCCGCCAAAGCCUCUGGAGGGCUCUUUGGAUGUGUGCGGAAGUUGUUUACGUCGUAUUCUGUGCCCAGCGCAAAGGACACCCGCCCCACAAAGGCCAGAUGCUGCUUCUGCUGUAAUAGAGUUCCAGGUGGGAGUAAAACGUGCAGCUUGUGA